UCAGAGAUAAAUGCCGAGGCUGAGGAGCUGUCUAAAGAAAUUGGAAUUCAGGUCGACACCAGAAACAACCUUUUUGCAAGAGAACAGCUUAUCACAAUUGCAAAAGUGCCCGAUGAGCAUGGUCUUGUUGUCCUCACAGGCAUAGGCUCUUUCGGGUUGUUCUACAACAUAACAGAACUUUACACAGAAAUGCGGUUGCGUCAAGGAACGCGAAGCUUAUCCUUAAGUGAUGAUGAUGCUGUGCUCCUCACAUACAUGAAGCUCUAUCAUGACUUAACAUUUUCUCUGUUGGCGGUGUUGUUUAGUGUCCACCGUACAACUGUGUCGAACAUUUUCAAGGAUUCAAUUGUAAUUCUAGCAAGCAUUCUUGAGCAUGCAAUUUUCUGGCCAACGAAGACUGCAGUUGUGAACUGUCUCACAAUGUAUUUCAAAGAAUACAAAGACACGAGGAUGGUGCUUGACUGCACUGAAUUAGAAAUUGAGCGCCCAAAAGACCUAGUGUCAAGGCUCCUAACAUACAGCCACUAUAAGCGCACGUACACUGCAAAGGUCCUGGUGUGUGAGACACCAGGAGGCUUAAUUAGCUAUGUAAGUAAGGCAUAUGGAGGGAAAGCACCUGACACAUACAUCACAAAGGAGUGCAGAGUUCUUGACAAGUGUAUUCCCCAUGUUGACAGUGUGAUGGUAGAUAAAGGCUUCCUAAUCGGUGAACUUUGUAAAGAAAAAAAUAUCAAAAUGAUCAGACCUCCAUUCCUUAUGGAAAAACAGCUCACUGCAGAGGAAGCUAGGAGAAACCAUUCCAUAGCAAUUGCCCGAGUACAUGUGGAGAGGGCUAUUCAAAGGAUGAAACUGUACCGCAUUUAA
Messenger RNA from Dermacentor andersoni, 864 nucleotides. RefSeq lists its product as uncharacterized. NCBI's taxonomy places the organism in Eukaryota, Metazoa, Arthropoda, Arachnida, Ixodida, Ixodidae. The record is from RefSeq and is a predicted model, not a curated record.